GCUGCGGAGGGUCAAAUCUCACGCGCUGACGUGAUGUGUGCGGAAGUACCGCUGAUUCAGCUACUAACAGCUGGAGCUGCUUCGUGCCAGGAUCACACUAGCGGAUCGUAGAGGGCGGAUUAACAGAGAUGGACGGCAAUUUGACGCUGCAUUUAGCGAACUUCAGCACUCUGUUCGUGUGUAUGGUGCUGAAGUUCCCGCAGAUAUUCGUGAUGAUGCGGGCCAGAGCGAGCACUGGAGUCAGUCUGAACAGUCUGCUGCUCGAGCUGCUCGGGUUCAUAGUAUUCAUGUCCUAUCAGAUGUAUUAUGACUACCCACCGCUCACAUACCUGGAGUAUCCCAUCCUCAUUGCUCAAGAUGUCAUAGUGCUCCUGUUAAUCCUGCACUAUAACAGGAACCUGAAACACAGCCUCAUAUACGCAGCACUGUUUGUGGGUGGAUGGCAGCUGCUUACAGUACAGAAGUGGGUGAUUGAUCUGGCCAUGAGUUUGUGCACUUUCAUUAGUGCCAGCAGUAAACUGGCACAGCUUCAGUGUUUGUGGCAGUCAAAGGACUCCCGGCAGGUCAGCACUCUCACCUGGGCUCUGGCCACAUAUACAUGCCUGGCGAGGAUCUUCACCACCGUCAUCACCACAGGAGAUACACAAGUUCUCAUUCGGUUUGUCGUCAUGACCAUUCUGAACAUGUGGGUCACGGUUACAGUCAUCUACUACAAACCUCAUGCAGUGAAGCAGGAUUAAGAGGAUGUCACGCAGUGGAUCUCAGUGUAUUCUCAAUGUAUUCUCUGUCUGCUGGUGGAGGUUUUUUUUUCUUCUAGAUUCAGGUCAGGUGCUAAUUGCGAUUAAUCACAUCCAAAAUGAAAGUGUGUAAUUUCAUAACACUAUAUUCAAAAAAAGUCACACACACAUAUAUAUAUAUAUAUAUCUGUAGGGGAUAAUGCUCAGCUAGCAUUGCAUUAAACUACCAGAGGCGAAGGGAUGGUGGUUGCCUCAGUGGAGUGCAUUGAAAUCAUUUAAUACACAUCUAGCUGUGCAUUAUUCUGCUUAUACCAUGAUCAUUUGUCAGCAUUGACAACUUAAAAUGAUGUUUGCAGCACAAUAUUUCACUGGAAGGAUAAAAAUGGUUAUUUUAGUCAGUUACACCUGUAGACAUAGCAUUUUGUCUACUCUAAAAUUAGACACAGCGAUUAAAGUAGUUUGGUGAGAUCACAUUUAUUUGAAUUAAUUAUAGCACUUAUUUAAAUUGAUUACCGAGAAAGAGAUAAAAGUUGCAUUUGUGAAUGAUCUGCAUCUCAAUGAAGUUGUGAGUUUAGUUACUCCAGAAAAAGCAGUUUUAACUUUUGUUACUGAGAAAUAUAAUGUAGCAAUUAUUUUGUCAAUAUUGUAUUAAUAAAAGUCACAGGACAACAGUUUCUGUGCUCCCGAAUGCUUUAAAAGCAGACACUGUUGAACGUAAGAUUGCAUUAUAUUUGAAUGAAUAAUUAGCCUACAAUAUAUAUAGCCUACCUCAGUUCUCCACAGAAAUAGUGCUAACAACACAUUUAAUGUAUUACAUUGAAUUAAAUAAAAAUGAAAUGAAAAUUUUUAUAAUUAGGAAGUUUAGGCUGCUGUUUGUUUUUGGUAUUUUAUUAGACUACUUAAAUUAGCCUGAGGCUAAUGGAUGUUGAUCUUCACAUUUCCAUUGAUCGUUAAAUUCAUGUUUAAGCUUGGAGGAGGAUGGAUGUUUGAGAAUAGUCUGUUUUUCUUUGCUUGUUGAGGCUCGUGCAUCAGAUGGACACUUUGACAGGUAUUUUUUUUAUCAUCCUGCUGGAGAACUAAAGACUCUUUUGAUAGGUAUUGGGUAUUUUUAUUUUAGGUGCAAUUAAUCGAUUUGACAGCCCUAAGUUUUAUACUGAAUUGCAGUAGGUCUCGUCUUCCUUGCAUCUAUCAGACUAUUUUAGACACUUUUACACUUAAUUCUUGUGUUCAGCUUAAAAGUUUUCACUCUAUUUUGCUGCCUUGCAAGCACUGGUAUUUUCUUCAUAACAUGCAAAUAUAUUAUGUAUUGGGGUGUGGUACAGUGUGUGUGUGUGUAUACACACACACACACACACACAUAUAUAUAUAUAUAUAUUUUUUUUUUUCAUUAUAAUUGUUUUAAAUCUUAUACUCCCAUGAAGGAAAGCAGAUAUGAAUGAUGUGAACUCACAAAUGAUGAAUUGUAUUUGACAUAAGAAGGACAUCAGAAGUCUGACCAAAUAGUGUUUUGAAACCAUACAAACAUUCCUAUCCUUCACUGAUUCUCACACUGGUCAUUUCUUUCCUGCUGCAUUUAUACAUGUUCAGAUAUAAAUGUAUAUGUUUUUCAAAGUUGUUAUACUGUAAGAAGUUUAGUAACUGUCUUUUUCUUCUCAGAACGGAAAAUAUUUUUUGACAAAUUUCACCUAAAGAACUUUUAAAACUGAUUAAUGAUCAGGUUGCUAUGCAGACUGUUUACUGUAUUAAGAUUUAAUAUGAACUAUUAAGUCUAAAGCACAUCUAUUUUCUCUUCUGAAAGUACUUUACUAGAUCUGUUCAUUUGUAUUUUAUAAAUCAAUAAACAUUCCUUUUAUGUGAAAA
This is a messenger RNA of Carassius gibelio (silver crucian carp), 2597 nucleotides long. Its product is annotated as solute carrier family 66 member 3. The coding region runs from base 129 to 740 and encodes 203 amino acids. Lineage: Eukaryota; Metazoa; Chordata; Actinopteri; Cypriniformes; Cyprinidae. The record is from RefSeq and is a predicted model, not a curated record. The transcript has 7 exons.